This is a messenger RNA of Magallana angulata, 1850 nucleotides long. Its product is annotated as radial spoke head protein 6 homolog A-like. Lineage: Eukaryota; Metazoa; Mollusca; Bivalvia; Ostreida; Ostreidae. The coding region runs from base 89 to 1825 and encodes 578 amino acids. Gene Ontology annotation, biological process: cilium movement involved in cell motility; cilium assembly; axoneme assembly. The transcript has 13 exons. The record is from RefSeq and is a predicted model, not a curated record. Gene Ontology annotation, cellular component: axoneme; radial spoke.
UUCUAGUCCCUCGUUUUCAAUGUAAUCAACGAUUAAGAAUAAAUGUUUGAUUUGUGCCUCAGUUACCAGACUCGACGUUUGCAAGAAGAUGAAGGGAGAGUCGAGAAAGGUGCGAGGACGGAGCACCGUGCCGCACGACGACAGCGUCAGCGAAGAUCAGUCUAACCAGUCCCAAAGGUACGACGACAAUGAGGAAGAGGGAUUCCGAGAAUUACCUCCCGAGGAGCAACGAUGUGUCAACGCUAAGUUAUUUCUAAUGCGAGAGGGGAGCGAAGUUGAUGGCCAGAACUUGUACAACCACUUGAGCACACUUCUAACUAAGAUCCUCGUAGAAAAGUCCGAUGAUGCCCUGAACAAAUUAGAAGAUGAAAGUAAAGAUUUCAAGCGCGAAAAGUUUACUUAUAAAGAACCAUUCAUCAAAGACAACCCAGGAAGAACGCCAUCCGAGGUUCUAGCUCAUGCGCAAUGGCAAAUGAUGAAGACCGCUUGCGGUGACCCAAAAUUUAUACCCAACGAAAGUUUUGAUUUACCUGACGAGGAUGAGGAGGACAUUUAUAGACUGAUACCAAACCUGAUGAAGCAGGCCCUCUUCUUUGAACAGGCCGGAGUCGGGCUGCCGAGGGAGGAAUUUAUUCGGAUUACUACCGCCAUGCGAGAACUGGUGGAAAAAUGGCCGAUUGAAACUCUGAGGUUCUGGGGGAAAAUUUUAGGUACCCGGAAAAACUAUUAUGUGGUGGAGGCGGAAUUUAAAGAUGGCGAGUAUGAGAGCGAUCUGAGUGAUGACGAGGGCGACGAAGAUAAGUCAUCGAACGACAAGAUUGAGGAUAGCAUGAUUUUUGAUGAUGAAUCGACGACAGUCACAGAUGAAAUUAAACCGUUUUAUAAACCACCUCCCAGAAUUCCUUGCGAAAGUAUGGGAACCGGACUGAACAAGCAUGUGUACUUUGUCUGCAAUGAACCUGGAUUACCCUGGAUAAGACUUCCACAUAUAAAUCCUGCGCAGAUCGUCGCGGCCCGCAAGAUCAGGCGGUUCUUUACUGGGGACCUUGGUGAACACAUUGUGAGUCAUCCUCCAUUUCCCGGUCUGGAAAAGAACGUAUUGCGUGCGCAAAUUGCACGUAUUAGCGCAGCCACAACGGUAUCACCAAUAGGCUAUUUCCGGUUUGACGACAAUGAAGAAGAGGAAGAUGCAGAAGAAUCAGGAUCAAACGGUAGGAACACUUGUAUCAUAGACCAGGAAUUUGAGGGAAUGCCCCUGCGUGACCUCUGUGACCCUACAGGACAGACCUGGUGCCACCACAUGCAGUCCGUCUUACCACAGGGUAGAAACACGUGGUUUAACCCAAUGGAAGGAAAGUCCGGUGAAGGUGGUGAGGAGGAUUCUGAUGAGGAGGAACGAAAUGAACCGGAUGAACCAGAGCCGGAAGUUGGACCGCCAUUGCUAACACCUGUCUCGGAAGACCAACCUGUACAUGAUUCGCCUGCCUGGAUUCCGCGUAUUUCCUCGCGACUAGUGCCGGAGUUUGCUGUAGCAAUGCUUCAGUCCAACACAUGGCCAGGUUCGUGGACGUUUGGGGCCGAGAGAGGGAGAUACUUUACAUCGUUAUACAUUGGCUGGGGGCAAAAGAAUCUAGGUGGAGCUUUCGAACCUGAAAUCCCACCGGAUGUUAUGGAAGAAUUCCCUAGUGGACCGGAAAUCACCGAGGCUGAUGACCCUUCACCGGAAGAGGAAUCGGCAUUUAAAGCUGCGCUUGCUGAUAAGGAAUUUGAUGCCGAGUUUGGCGAGGAUCAAGCGGAAGAAGAAACCUCGGACGUCGACGAUUAAUACAGAUACAUUAUAAAGUGACUGA